Molecule: messenger RNA, 2558 nt
Organism: Oncorhynchus keta (chum salmon)
Lineage: Eukaryota; Metazoa; Chordata; Actinopteri; Salmoniformes; Salmonidae
Product: tumor necrosis factor receptor superfamily member 13B-like
Exons: 5
Coding region: 339-1121 (260 amino acids)
Cellular component (GO): plasma membrane
Source: RefSeq, a predicted model, not a curated record
CAAGGUCACUGCAAGAGGGGCACAUUUCAAGCUGAGGUCCUCAGAUGUCUUUCUUCUCUCUGUAGUUUGUUUGAGCCUGCUUGUCUGCCUGUAGACGAACCUACACCAUCUAAAAGUAAAGAAGAAAAAUAGAACACAAAAUCUAAGGAAGUCCAUCAUAAAGUAAUGUAAAAUCUGGACGCCUAACACCCCCAAGUCAACUUGAUUCGUGUCAGGUUUGAAUCAAUCCCAACCAAGUGAUACAAAGCUGAUUACGCAAGGAUUCCAUGAACUGACCCUGAUUUUCCUCUGCCAGUCAUUCAGUGAGUCAGAGUGUGAGUUGACACCUGAGCUGAGCCAUGGGGUUUGGCUGUCCUGAGGGUCACUUCUGGGAUGGCUUGGUGAGGAAGUGUCUGACCUGUCAGAUGGUCUGCCAGCAGCCUCACCACCACCUCAGAUGCAUUGAGUACUGUGUUUCUCUAGGGUGUAAGGCAGUCCCAGGGCAGUACUACGACAGGCUGUUGAAGAAGUGUCUGACGUGUGCUGUCGUGUGUGGCAACCAUCCCUCAGAGUGUUCCCACCAAUGUCAGAACCAACAGCCUGACUUGAGUGCAACCCUGAGGCCUGUGGAUGGGACAGUCUUCCAGAACCCUACCACCAAGGGGGGCUCCCUACUCAGUGGUGUGCCUAACUCAGUCAUCCUGGUGUACUCUCUGCUGGGCUUGUGUCUGGCUCUGCUGCUGUUGACCCUGUCUUUGGCCCUGCUUGUGCUGCUGAGGAGGGCCAGUGCCAGAGGUCCCCGACCAGGGGCCACACAGAGCAGUCCCACCCAGGGCCGUGGAAGCCAGAAGGCCCAAGAGCCUAACCAGCACAGCAAGUCCUCCAAAGACAACCUGAUGGAUCCAUCCCUGCCCAAGCUGAACAGUGUGACAGCAGGCCGUUCGCCCAGCCCAAUAGAGACCUGUGUGUGUGUCCACUGCUUCCCUGACCUCAGAGUGCCUGGCAGAGGUGAGAAGCAGCAGAGACCCCCUCUCACCCUCUACCAGCAGGCUGUCUCCCAGGACCUCCACACUCCUACCAGACGACUCACUUGUGGAUCAUCAGAAAAAAUAAUCUGCUCCCCCUCUCAGCCUAGCUUCUGACAGGAGCAGAACUGAAACCGACUGGACACUACGGCAAUCAUAGAAAUCCUAUUAAAUGACUAGAGGGGCUAUGCCAUAAACCCUCAAAGUUCCAUAAUGGGGUGAAAAUGGCAGCAAUCUUGGUCAGGGAGAAAUACAAAACCAGUCUAAUUGGAAUGAAUGGCAGCAGCUUCAUAGGUGAUGCAUUUCCUGCUUUUACUGAUGCAGGAAAAUAAAAGCAAGGCAGAUGAUGUAUUAGAAAUUGUGUGAUGUAAUUAGUCAUUCUAAAAACAUUUGAUACUGGUUUUAUACCAAUUGUCUGUACAAAUACCUUCUAAAAUACAUGUAAACAGACCAUACGUCUUAGUUUUCUUGAAAAACGGUGUGCUACUCUAUGAUAAAAUAUCAGUACUUGUUUGCAUUUAGGUCUCAUCAACUGAUUUGAGCCAGUGUAUAGCUGUGUAUUGUCUGCCUUGUUUGAAUGGAAUGUUUGCUUGUUGGCAGUUAGACACAUUUAUGGUGUCAUUCCUCAAAAACUGGUUGGCCAGCUAGCUAGCAAACACCCAUACUGUCAUGCUGUCAUGUUUCACCUGUCCUUGUGAUUGUCUCCACCCCCUCCAGGUGUCGCUUAUUUAUCUGUGUUUCCUGUCUCUUUGUGCCAGUUCGCCUUGUAUGUUUCCAAGUCAACCAGCGUUUUUCCCGUUCUCCUGCUUUUUGCAUUCUCCUUUUUCUAGUCCUCCUGGUUUGGACUCUUGCCUGUUUCUGGACAUUGUACCCGCCUGUCUGACCAUUCUGCUUGCCUUGACCACGAGGCUGUCUGCCACUCUGUACCUCCUGGAGUCUGAUCUGGUUUUGACCUUUUUGCUUGUUCACGACCAUUCUCUUACCUACCCCUUUGGAUUAAUUAACAUUUUAAGACUCCAACCAUCUGCCUACUGUGUUAGCAUGUUGGUCUCACCUUGUGCCUUGAUACACACAGAGCGGAUCAAUUCUUCACAUUCAUUAUUUGACACAAUAUCUUAUCACAGCACUGGCAAACCAAGGUUGACCAUGACCAUCAUGGCUGACCUUUGGACCAUCAUGAGGUUCAUGGCCAUUCUAGUAUUAUAAUUCUAUUAUAAUCGCAAUAAAACAACCCUAGACAGAUGACACGCCCACUCCAGGGUAGUUUACCCUAGGUACAGAUCUAGGAUCAGCUUGCCCUCCACAAUCCUAACCUGAACCAUUAGGAGGAAAAAAACAAUAACUCUAAACUGUCCCAAGAUCAGCCACAUCUAUGGUGAACUUCACCUGGCCUACACCAUGCAUACCAGAAACAACUGUGAUGUGAGAAGUCUGGAGAGCAGAAAUUAAAUAGGUGGUAAAGGAUACACAAUAAACGGUAUUGAGGGAGUAACAGAGAACAUGAUUUAUGCCUGUAUGUACUCACCCCAAAUGACACCCGCCGCAUCUCUCGGG